Molecule: messenger RNA, 4359 nt
Organism: Malurus melanocephalus (red-backed fairy wren)
Lineage: Eukaryota; Metazoa; Chordata; Aves; Passeriformes; Maluridae
Gene: PGAP6
Product: post-GPI attachment to proteins 6
Exons: 14
Coding region: 1-2769 (922 amino acids)
Cellular component (GO): plasma membrane
Source: RefSeq, a predicted model, not a curated record
AUGGCGGGCCCAGCCCAGAGCGCCAAAGCGGCGAUUGCCCCGAGCCCUCAGGACAGCGGCACCGGGCUCCGUGCUGGCCGUGGGGAAGGCUCCGUCAACGAGGGCACGGCUGGGACCCUCUCGCCUGGGACCCUCUGGCCUGGGAUCCUCUCGGCUGGGAUCCUCUCGGCUGGGACCCUCUCGGCUGGGAUCCUCUCGGCUGGGAUCCUCUCGGCUGGGAUCCUCUCGGCUGAGAUUGUCUCGGCUGAGAUUCUCUCCUCUGGGAUCCUCUCGCCUGGGACCCUCUCGGAUGGGACCCUCUCGCCUGACAUUCUCUCGCCUGGGACCCUCUCGCCUGGGAUCCUCUCGGCUGGGAUCCUCUGGCCUGGGACCCUCUCGGCUGACAUUCUCUCGGCUGAGAUUCUCUCCCCUGGGAUCCUCUCGCCUGGGACCCUCUCGACUGGGACCCUCUGGGAUCCUCUCGCCUGGGACCUUCUCGCCUGGGACCCUCUCUCUUUUUCUGGGCUGCUGCUGCUCCUGCUGCAGCUCCUGGCGCUGCCCGCCGGCCGCGGCAACCGCACCGGUCCCGACUCCCUUUAUGUCUCUGAGUACUUCUCUCAGAGUGCACAGAAGCUGUCCUUCUACAGCUGGUAUGGAAAUGCCAAGCUCUUCCACUUCCACGUGCCAGAAGACACUGUGCUGCUACGCUGGCUCCUGCAAGCAUCCCGGGGGAAAGGCCCUGAGUGCACCAGUAUGGAGAUCACUGUGCACUUUCGCCAUGGUGCCCCUCCUGUCAUUAACCCGCUGGGCACUCGCUUUCCUGCCAAUGCCACCGUCCGUCCCUCCUACAACAUCAGCAUCACCCUGAGCAGUGCUGUGCAAAACACCACCUUUGUGAAYGUCACCACCCCUGCUGCUGGGGACUGGUUCAUUGCUGCCCACCUGCCCGAGGCUGCAGGCAGGAUUGAGGUGAAGGGUUUCUCCACUCCAUGCCCCUAUAUGUUCCAGGCAGAUAUGUUUGUGCUCAGACUCACUGAUAUGCCUGUUCUGGAGCCUGGUGUCCCCAUGCCACACACCGUUGUCUCGCCUGCUAAGCCACUGCAUGUCAAGGUCUUCGUUCCCAAACACGCCGCAGGGAUGCGGUUCCAGCUGAGCAGCUGCRUCACCAGCGAGCAGAGAGCCUGCGCCGUGCGGGUGCUGCUGGGCUCCAUCACCCUGCCCCAGUCCUUCCAGAAGAUCCUCACCUGCACGGGGAGCAUCAACUGCAGCCUAGCCCUGGAGUCACCCCCCUGGGAGAAGUGGCUGCAGAUCAUGGUGGAGAGUCUCRGCACUGGCAAUGCCAGCGUGAAGGUGGAGAUGCUGGCUUCUUUCACAGUUUGCAGACCAGGAAGCACCAGUUCCUUCCUUAACUUCAUCAGCCUAAACCAGAGCCAGGCUGUUGCCAGACCAGGAGCAGCAGGGAGCUCUGCUCCAGCUGCUGGACAGGCUCCACACAACUCAUCCAGCCAGCGGGGCUCCUGCCUGCAGAGCCAGCCCGUCGUGAGGGAGGACCUGGACGUGGUGUCUGUGCGCUACCGGCUCUUGAACGGUCCCAGUGUGCCCGUGAACACCCGCUCCCCCACYCUCCUCCUGCUCAACCUGAACACAGGCAUGGACAGCGGGGGKUCCCUCGUGGUCAAUCUGCUGCUUAACAAGACAUCUGUGAGCCUGUCAAAUGCCACUGUGGUAGCCUGUGUGAGUGCCGCUUCACCAGUGCUGUCCCUCAACGCCACACGGAACUGCAGCACAGCUUUUUCCCAGGGCUACCCUCUGAGUGUGAGCACCUCCUCUGCAGAAGCAAUGCUGAUUGUCCUGUACCCACAGACAGAUGACUGGUUCCUGUCCCUGCAGCUCCUCUGCCCCAAGGGCCAGGGGGAAUGUACCACUGCAGAAGCCAAAGUGACGGUGUUCUYGUACCUCACCCCCUGCUUCAAUGACUGUGGGCCCUACGGGCAGUGCAGCCUCCUGCGGAGACAUGGCUACCUCUAUGCUGGCUGCAGCUGCAAGGCUGGUUGGGGUGGCUGGAGCUGCACAGAUGACACCAAGGCCCAGUCCGUGGGUGCACAGAACUUGGCCACGCUUCUGCUCACCCUGAGCAACCUCAUGUUCCUGCCCGCCAUUGCAGUCGCUGUCUAUCGCUACUACCUGGUGGAGGCCUCUGUCUACACCUACACCAUGUUCUUCUCCACGUUCUACCACGCGUGCGACCAGCCGGGCGUGGCGGUGAUGUGCAUCAUGGACUACGACACCCUGCAGUACUGCGACUUCCUGGGCUCCGUGGUGUCCAUCUGGGUCACCAUCCUGUGCAUGGCUCGYGUGAAGAAAAUCCUGAAAUACGUCCUUUUCAUCCUGGGGACCCUGUUAAUUGCCAUGUCCCUGCAGCUGGACCGCAGAGGGGUGUGGAACAUGAUGGGUCCCUGCCUCUUCGCCCUCGUCAUCAUGGUUACAGCUUGGGUUCACCACGGAGCGAAGCGCAAGCACUGCUACCCCUCCUCGUGGAAGCGCUGGGUUUUCUACCUCCUCCCAGGGAUCACCUUGGCUUUCAUUGCCAUCUCAGUGUACGCUUUCAUGGAAACCAAUGAGAACUAUUACUACACCCACAGCAUCUGGCACGUGCUGGUGGCUUGCAGCGUCGCUUUUUUGCUCCCUCCUCGGGACAAGCAUAAGAAGCCCUGGGCCUGGUCCCAGAAGCUCACGUGUCGCUAUCAGAUCUGCCAGAAUGACCGUGAGGAGCUCUAUGCUGUGACCUGAUGGGUCCAGCUCACAGGGGUGGAGGGACAGGGAAGCUGUUCUUGGCCAGGGCUGCCCCUCACAUGUUGUCAGUCCUCUCGUGCUCAUUCUCUGGACAGGAGGGCUCAGUGUGGACCGUGUUUAAAGAUUACGAUGCUCUGGGCUGGUCUUGUGGAGGCAAGUUUGAGGCCACCUCUGCUUUUCAGCUGGGGUGGGGCAGGCUCUUCAUGGUUCCAGAUCAAGGAAUAGCCUGUCCCCCACUUCCCCAUAGCCCUGGGGGAAAUCGCCGACCCUUCUUCCCCCGCUGCUGCAUCCAUGAGGCUUGGGCUUAGCCCACAUUGAGCUGGAGCCAAGGCUUUGGCUGCUAGGCUCUUCUCUGCACCCUCUGUCCUGACAGAGGAUGUGGGACAGGGAGCUCCCCUGCAAUUCUGCAGUCAGAACUUGAGCCCAAGAGAAGAACAUAUUUCUUCUUUUCUAAGGGGCAAAUGCUGCCAAGUGCCCUUGGUGCUGAUGGGGAGGGAGGGAGCUGAUCCCAGCAUGUGCUGGGGCCUUGGCUGCCAUCUCCUUGGGGCUCUGGAGCCUCUCUCCCUGUGAAACAGGUGCUGCUGUUCUUACCUGGUCCUGAUUCUGUGGGAGAAGAAUAAGGCUGGGACUUGGGCCUUGGAUUCAGGAUCAGACUUGGCAGGAAUGUAAAAAGCCCCAUGUGAGGUCAUGCAGGAGGAGCAGCAGCAUCUUGGCCAGAGCCGUGAAACCCACAGCARUGCAGGGUUUAGUUUGAGUUUAACUUCAGCUCUGGAAGGAACCAGGCUGAUGGUGUUCAGGGAUUCACUGUUUUCCUCCUUUUUGGGUGUUUGGCAUGGGCAGCACAGGUGGUUUGGGAUGGUGCCUGAGCUGCUCCUCCAGCCUGCUGUGCCUCRGAGCCUGGAUGUGCUGCAGGGUCCCGAGGGCACAGCAGUGUCCCAGCCUGGGCAGGAGCAUCGCCAGGGACUCCCCUGGUGGCCACAGUCUCCUUUGCAGCGUGUCUCACCUUAGCCUUACUCUAGGACACGCAGAAAGCAAGGGCAGAACUUGGCAGCCAGGGAAGUUGUCUUUGCCCAUCYUUAUUCUACAGAUAAGGGCUCAACUACAUCGUUCCAGCUGUGUCACUAUGGUGUGUGCUGCUGGGAGCCCCUCCUCAGGUGGCUUUGGGGAGGAAAGAGCUUUUAUUGAAGGAUUUCCCUCCUCGGGGUUAUUUCUUUGCUCUGAAGAGGGCCCAGCUCAGCUCUGCACUUUAUCCCUCUGCCUCCCCUUCCUCUGCAAAGUCAUCCUUUUUUAAGCAGGUGCAGGACAAGUGAAGGACACUUGUCCACACCCAGCAUUGUCACCCCCCUCACCCAUGUCCCCCACACUUCCUUGUGUUGCUGCCAUCCAGUGCGGCAUGGCAGGAAGAGGGACAUGGGGCCCUCAGGGCUUCCUCCAACUUUUCCCAUUUUCAGGCACUUUUUUCCCCUGUCUCAGUUUGCACAGCGGUGCUGUGGCCCCAGCACCGUGGCAGGCGACCGCCGCUCCUUCACAGCCGUGCCGUCCGUGCCGGGCCACUGCCAGUGGGACCUGGGUGCUGCCAGUGGGACC